Molecule: messenger RNA, 1990 nt
Organism: Coregonus clupeaformis (lake whitefish)
Lineage: Eukaryota; Metazoa; Chordata; Actinopteri; Salmoniformes; Salmonidae
Product: proline-serine-threonine phosphatase-interacting protein 2
Exons: 15
Coding region: 137-1144 (335 amino acids)
Biological process (GO): actin filament polymerization
Cellular component (GO): plasma membrane; cytoplasm; actin filament
Molecular function (GO): actin filament binding
Source: RefSeq, a predicted model, not a curated record
UUAGUGCUCCAUUGAGAUAUGAGCGGAGUCAUAAACGCAGCACUCCUAUGAGAAAUCCAUAAGUCACUAACACAGUAAUAACGUCGCAAAAACCAGCGGAAUUACAAGAGUUCUACUGCCGCAAUUCUCGUCUACAAUGAGAGAACUUCACUUUAAGGAUUACUUUUGGAACGGGGAGCUGACCAGUACCGGGGGUUAUGACUAUAUCAUCCAGCACCUCAACGAUGGUAAGAGGACAUGCAAGGAGAUAGAAGACUUCAUGAAAGCCAGAGCAUCCAUAGAGGAGAAGUAUGCCAAAGAGCUACUGGGUCUCUCCAAGAAGGUGUGUGGGCACAAUGAGAUGAACACACUGAAGAGAUCGCUGGACGUGUUCAAACUGCAAACUGAACAUGUAAGUUUAUCACACCUACAACUGGCACAAACAAUGCGGGACGAGGCGAAAAAAAUUGAGGACUUCAGAGAAAGACAGAAAGAGGCAAGAAAAAAGGUAGAACAACAGAUGGAUGCCCUACACAAACAGAGGGCCACACAGUUCAAGAAAGCCAUGGAGUCAAAGAAGACAUACGAGCAGAAGUGUCGAGACAAAGAGGAAGCAGAACAGAACAUGAACCGUAAUGCUAGCACCAGCAAUGCCAAGCAGCAGGAAAAGCUAUUGACAAAAACACUGCAAGCAAAGCAGAAUGCAGAAGAAGCUGACAGGCUAUACAUGCAGAAUGUGUCUGUGCUGGGAAAAACCAGGGAGGACUGGCUGAACGAACACAUUAAAGCAUGUGAGGUAUUUGAGAAGCAGGAAGUGGAGAGGAUCAGUACUCUAAGGAACAUGGUGUGGACUCACAUCAACCAGCUCUCCCAGCAGUGUGUCACCAGCGAUGAGCUUUAUGAAGAAGUGAGGAAAUCUCUUGAACAGUGUGACAUACAGGAGGAUAUAGAACACUUUGUGAACCUCAGACGGACUGGGGACAAACCACCUGCUCCUGUUCUGUAUGAGAACUUCUACAGCAGUCAGAGGGUCUCCGUAGCACCAUCAUUCUCCCGAACGGCUCCUCCUAUCACCAGGAGGGGACCAUUGCCUAAUCCAACCAAUACCGAAGGUGACGUGAUCUACUCAACUGUAGAUCCAGGCUACAGUGCUCAACGAUUCUAGCACACAUAUUCAGAGUUUUCGAUGGAUAUUGACUGCCUGGUGGAUUUACACAGAAGGCUGAGUGUGGAUUCCUUCAUUGAUGGAUAUAAAGAGUUGUAAUUCAACAGUGACACCUAACAAACCAACUAGCGAAAUAUCAGCAAUGCUGACGUUAAUUUGAGUACGUGUCGCCAUUGUGGUUUUAUAGCUGUGUUAUAAACAGUAAGAUGACGUGUCAUAGCUGUAUUAUAAACAGUAAGAUGACGUGUCAUAGCUGUAUUAUAAACAGUAAGAUGACUUCUCAUAGCUGUAUUAUAAACAGUAAGAUGACGUGUCAUAGCUGUAUUAUAAACAGUAAGAUGACGUGUCAUAGCGCAAUAUAUGUAAAUAGGUUCCUGAAUGUAUGAAUAUAUUUCGUUUUGUACAGCCUAAACCAGGAAAUGUUGUUAAAGCAAAAAUGAAAGUAAUCACUUUAUAAGUUAUUAACAUUUGGGACACCAGACAUUCCAAAGCAUAUUGCAACUUUUCAAUAUUAGAUGGUUACAGUACUUUUAUUUGUUGAUUAAUAACAUGAAUAUUACAACAAUACAGGUACAUGAUCUAAACCUUUUAAAGUUGCUUGAUAAAGGCAAAAUAAUUUAAAUAUUUGUUGUGGAUCAAUAAAUAUGCUUGUGACAGUCACUUAAUUAACACAUCAUUUGUUAUCUUUGUAGCACCUAGUUGUUUCCUGUUGUGGUCUAUAAUAAUCUGAUUUGUGUGUAUUUGAACACUGUACUUUGUGUUACUCAGGCUAGUUUCUGGUUGAUGAUUGCACACAGAUCUUGAUAAGAAAAACGAAUAAAGGGCAGUUUAAGGUUGCAUGAAGUA